GCGGAUUUGAGCCAAGAUGGCGGCUGCGGGUGGAGAGUCUGGGCUUUUAACUGAAUCGAUGGACGACGCAUUUCAGAUAUUUUAUUCCGAGGUGAAGCAGAUUGAGAAGAGGGACUCGGUGUUGACCUCCAAGCAGCAGAUAGACCGACUGCUGAGACCGGGAUCGUCCUACUUCAACCUAAAUCCGUUCGAGGUAUUGCAGAUUGACCCAGAUGUUACAGAUGAAGACAUAAAGAAAAGGUUCCGACAGCUGUCAAUUCUAGUCCAUCCAGAUAAGAACCAGGAUGAUGCGGAGCGAGCUCAGAAAGCUUUUGAAGCUGUGGACAAGGCUUACAGAUUGCUUCUGGACUCGGAGCAGAAGAAACGUGCUGUUGAUGUGAUCCAGGCAGGAAAGGAGUAUAUUGAGCAUAUGAUGAAGGAGAAGAAGAAACAGCUGAAGAAGGAAGGAAAGCCUACAACUGUUGAGGAGGACGAUCCUGAAGUGUUCAAACAGGCAGUUUACAAGCAGACGAUGAAGCUUUUUGCUGAGCUUGAGAUCAAGAGGAAGGAGAGGGAGGCCAAAGAGAUGCAUGAGAGGAAACGACAGAGGGAGGAAGAGAUUGAGUCACAGGAGAAGGCAAAGAGAGAGAGAGAAUGGCAGAAGAAUUUUGAGGAAUCAAGGGAUGGACGGGUAGACAGCUGGAGGAAUUUUCAAGCUAAAGGCAAGAGCAGCAAAGAGAAGAAAAUGCGCUCCUUCCUGAAACCUCCAAAAGUGAAAAUGGAGCAGAGGGAGUGACUUCCAGGCCAGGGGUGGGAAGUGUUUGUUAGGGGAGGGCAGGUUAAUGGUGGCUUUGGGGUGGCAAAGUCCUAUUAUAGUGUGAGAAGGAUCUCACAAGACUAUUCCUGUGCUGUACUAUAUGGCAGAAUCCAUCAGAUAAAGUAUAGUCCUGUCUUCAGACAGUGUGUAGUGUGGUGUUUUUUAUUUGCUUGUAUUUAUAAUAAUCAGUUAUCUGACUCAGUGCACUGUCUCAGUAGAAUAAAUACAAAUCUUACCUUUUUUGUUUACUGUUACUUUGUCUACCACAGCCCUAUCUCAUAGUAGACUCCCAUUCCCCUGCACUGAUUCUGUAGUUUUCCUUCCUUUUCCAGUUGGUCGGGUGGGAGUGUACACCAUCUCUCGCUGUUCUUUUUCUAUGAACACAGUGAAGGUGUGUGAGCAGAUCCUGUGCGUGUUAUGUGCUGCUACAGAGCCCCAGCUGGUACAAAUACUGUCAGCAUCUCUUCUGGACAUCAUCUCCCCAUAAAUCAGUGAUGUCUUUCUGGUUCCUGAAGUUCCACUCUUCACCUUUUUGUGUUAUGUUAAAUGUCAGAUUCUGUAACUCAUGCUAUAUUAAUAAAAAAAUUACAUCUUUUCUUAAGUGGCUUUUGGUGUGUUUUAUGGUGGUGGUUAAAUGUCCAAAGAGUUUCUUUGUAAUCCGUUGGUUCAGAUCUGCUCAAGUCAUGCAUCUGUAGCACAAACAGCACAGUGACAACUUUUUUCAGGGUGAGACUUUGGGUCCACUUGGGAGAUGUUCUUAGGACAAUUCUCUCAUGUCCACUGGCAUUCUGUCUCUUAAAGGGUAGUCUU
Messenger RNA from Scleropages formosus (Asian bonytongue), 1606 nucleotides. It is a transcript of the gene dnajc8, whose product is annotated as DnaJ (Hsp40) homolog, subfamily C, member 8. The record is from RefSeq and is a predicted model, not a curated record. The transcript has 9 exons. Lineage: Eukaryota; Metazoa; Chordata; Actinopteri; Osteoglossiformes; Osteoglossidae. Gene Ontology annotation, cellular component: nucleus. Bases 17 to 775 code for a protein of 252 amino acids.